Messenger RNA from Henningerozyma blattae CBS 6284, 1758 nucleotides. RefSeq names its product Vps45p (gene VPS45). Gene Ontology annotation, biological process: vesicle-mediated transport; intracellular protein transport. The transcript has a single exon. Gene Ontology annotation, cellular component: Golgi membrane. The coding region runs from base 1 to 1758 and encodes 585 amino acids. NCBI's taxonomy places the organism in Eukaryota, Fungi, Ascomycota, Saccharomycetes, Saccharomycetales, Saccharomycetaceae. The record is from RefSeq and is a predicted model, not a curated record.
AUGAAUUUAUUUAAGGUUGCGGAUUUAUACGUAUCUAGAAUUGUCAAUUCAAAGGCAAAGCCAAAUGCAAAUGCUGAAGAAAGCACUAAGAUAAAAGCUUUAUUAUUAGAUAAAGAUACGGUAACUACGAUUUCUAUGUGUUCUACACAAACAGAAUUACUACAGAAUGAGGUGUAUUUGGUAGAUACGUUGGAAAAUCCAAACAGGGAUACCAUGCGUCACAUCAAAUGUAUGGUUUAUAUAUCUCCUUCAGAAGAAAGUAUUCAAUUAUUGGUAAAAGAAUUGCAAAAUCCUAAAUAUGGAGAGUAUCAUAUUUUUUUCAAUAAUAUGGUCUCGAAGUCUCAAUUGGAAAGGUUGGCGGAAGCAGACGACAUGGAAGCUGUAGUUAAAGUCGAAGAAAUAUUCCAAGAUUAUCACAUUUUAAAUGAAGAUUUAUGUACCUUGGAUUGUUCUAAUGAUUUAUUAUUUCGAAAUUUUGAACUAUGGGAUGAAGAUGGAUUACGUACGGUAACAGAGAGUAUUACAUCGUUACUUUUGUCUUUAAAAUUAAGGCCUCAAAUAAGGUACGCUACUAAUAGUAAAUUAUGCGCAAAACUAGCCAAAGAAGUAGAGUUUUCAAUAUCUCAGAAUGACACUUCAUUGUUUGACUUUCCUACGAUGGAUACCACACCAAUUCUGCUAUUGUUAGAUCGUAAGAAUGAUCCAUUAACACCUCUUUUACAACCGUGGACUUAUCAAAGUAUGAUUCAUGAGUAUAUUGGGGUCAAAAGAAAUAUUGUUGAUUUAUCUAAAGUAGAUAAUAUUGAUAAAGAUUUGCAAAAAGUUACCUUAUCUGCUAAGCAAGAUCCAUUCUUCCAUGAUACUAUGUAUUUGAAUUUUGGUGAAUUAGGCGAUAAAGUUAAGCAAUAUGUAAUUAAUUAUAAAGAUAAAACUCAAUCAAAUACUAAGAUUGAAACUAUUGAAGAUAUCAAGGGAUUCAUAGAGAAAUACCCAGAAUUUAGAAAAUUAUCAGGAAACGUUUCCAAACAUAUGGCGAUCGUUGGUGAAUUAGAUAAACAAUUGCAAUUGAGAGAUAUAUGGGGUGUUAGUGAAUUAGAGCAAAAUAUUUCUGUUCAUGAUGAUAAUCAAGAGGAUUACCAGCAAUUACUGACCCUAUUAGACUCUCAGAAAUUAGACAAUUUUUAUAAAUUAAAAUUAUCAUGUAUUUAUAUGCUAAGACAUGGUAAUUCAAAUCCAAGACAAAUGGACAAUUUAAUUUCAAGAUUAAAAAGUAGUUCUAUGCCUAUUGAAGAUGUUAAUCUAUUAUUAAAGAUUAAAAAAAUGUUCCAUACAGAUUUUUCAAAUAAUACUUCAGUAGAUAAUAUGAAAAAAACUAAUAACGUAUCUGAUCAUCUAUUAAGCGAUUUAGCUAGAAGAUUUAAUGAUAAAUUAAAUUCAAGGAAUAAUAAUAAUUCAACGAUGUCUGAUAAUGUAUUCAUGCAGCAUUUACCUGAAAUCUCACAUAUAUUGACUGAACUAUCAACAAACAAAUUAUCAAUAGAAAAAUAUAAAUAUUUAAAGGAACCUUCAAGUAUUCGUAAUACUUUACCACCUCAGGAUACGGUUGUAUUCAUAGUUGGUGGUGUUACAUAUGAAGAAGCGAAAAUUAUUCAUGAGUUUAAUCAAGAUAUUUCUAAAAAUAAUAACAACAUGAGAGUUGUUCUAGGUGGUAAUGAUAUUCUAUCUACGAGAGAAUUCUUGAGAAGUUUACGUUUAUAA